CAACGGUCUCCCGAAGCUCUAGGGUACUCUUCAAUCGUAAAUUAGAAACUUAAGGCUCUCGCUUUCUGUUGAGGGUUUCAGUCUGGUUCUUUCUCAUCUCCGGCGACGGCUGUUGCCGCUAGUUACUUGUCUUCUUCUUUGCCAGCGAUCAUGCCCCAGGCAGAGGGCAUUGAACAUCAUGCCAUGGCAGCUGCUGGUUCCUAUGUUUUGGAAUCCGAUGAUGAUGUGGAAGUCACUGGUGAAUUACCAUUGCAAAUGGUGAGCAAGUUGAAUUCAUUCGUGAAUCAAAAACUUGUCCCUUCCCGUGAUGGUGUCUGUGUGCAAGCCUCUAGUUUUAAUUUCUUGAAAGCAUUUAUGGAGUUCUUGACACGCCCAGAAGUGAAUAUACCAGUGUUUGGUAUAGGCCUUGGUCCUGUAACAAGGAGCAGUGUCUAUCAGGCUUCUGUCAUGGGGAAGAAGGUAUUUGCCACCAUCUUGGCACUUAAUGUCAAAGUGGCACCGGAGGCCCGUGCGGUUGCAGAAGAGUUUGGAGUUAAAAUAUUAACUGACGAUGUCAUGGAUAAUUUGGUUAUUCAGUUUAAAAGCUAUGCUGAUGAUUUCAAGAAAGAAAAAGAAGCCGUAGAAGAAGUAAUAUUCCCAUGUGUUCUGCGGAUUAUACCAAAUUAUGUUUUAAACGCGAAGGACCCCAUCAUUUUGGUGGUGGAAGUUAUUGAGGGCAUAGCUAAGGUUGGCACUCCAAUAUGUAUUCCUUCAAGGGAUUUUAUGGAUGUUGGGGAAAUUUCAGCCAUGAAAAUAAAUGAAGAGGUUGAUGAGGUCGAGAAAGGCACAAAGGUGAUGGUGAAGCUAUGGCACACCAAUCUCAAGGAGGAACCAAAGAAAUUUGGGAGGCAUUUUACUGAGGGUGAUGAGCUUGUUAGCCACAUCACUAAGAGGUCAUUAGAUUAUCUGGAAUCUAAUUAUCAGGAUAAACUGUCCGUUGAGGAUCGGAAGCUGGUAGGGAAGCUGAAGAGUCUUUUCGGGAUACAAUGAGUUGCAUUCAAUCGCACUGUGCCUGUGCUUAUAGGAGAUACAGAAAUUUAAAACCUCCUCCCCCCACACCGCCCCCCCCCCCAAAAAAAAAAAAAAAAAAAAGUUUUCUUCUGCUGCUAUUUGAUAAUAACUUUGUUGCAGCAAGUAGAUGUAUAUUGUCUAUAGCUUUUAGUGGAGGGAUGAUUAUUUUUUUGCCAGAGCUUUUGAAAUGUUUCUUUACAAGGGGGAGGAUUAACCUUGCAAUUUUUGUUUAUAUUUGUUUCAUCUCAGAAACCUGCUUACAAUUUAAAUUGCUGGAAUCCUUUCUAUGUUGCUACCUA
Macadamia integrifolia is the source of this 1349-nucleotide messenger RNA. RefSeq names its product eukaryotic translation initiation factor 5B-like. Gene Ontology annotation, molecular function: translation initiation factor activity. NCBI's taxonomy places the organism in Eukaryota, Viridiplantae, Streptophyta, Magnoliopsida, Proteales, Proteaceae. The transcript has 5 exons. The coding region runs from base 151 to 1029 and encodes 292 amino acids. The record is from RefSeq and is a predicted model, not a curated record.